AUGACCUGCCUCGCGAGACCUCUCGCGCGCUGUCUGCGCAACCCCAUCACAGCCGCGCGCAUCGCCAUCCCAUCAUUCUCCUCCUCCUCCUCUUUAUCGUCCUUCUUUUCUAAAUCUUCGAUCCGCCGCGCCUCGACCGCCAUCCCAGACACACACCAUGCACCUCCCUCACCACACCCGCAUUCAUCCUCCAGCACCACCCCCACGAAUUCCUCGAACACAUCUCUCGAAUCGCAAACAGACGACCUCAUCGCCCGCCUCCCCCUCGUCCAAUCCCUUCGCUCAAACCCGUCAUACAAGGAGUCGCGCCCCCACAGAACCAUGAACCCCUCGCUUCAGCCGACGCACUUCGUCGCCGGCUCCCUCUCAGGCCCCGGCAUGGUCACCGUGCCGCCGUUCAUGUGGAUGGCAACGGAGAAGCACGCCGCCAACAAGACCCUCACCAGCCGCGUCGUGUCGAUCUUCCAUGUCGGCGCCCAGCUCUGCGGUCACCCGGGCUUCGUGCACGGCGGGCUCCUGAGCGUCAUGUUCGAUGAGGCGUUUGCGCGGUGCGUGUCGGCGUGCUUUCCGAGCGGGCUCGGCAUGACGGCGAAUUUGAAUGUCGAUUUCCGGAAACCUGCGAUGCCGGAUCGUGUGUAUGUGUUGCGCGCGGAGACGGAAACCGUUGAGGGGAGGAAGGCCUGGGUGAAGGGUACGUUGUGUUCGAUGCCUGGGCAGGGGGAGGAUGGGGAGCCGGUGUUGGUGGCCGAGGCGAAGGCGUUGUUUGUCGAGCCGAAGUUUGCAGAGUCCAUGGUGCCACUGUAUCGCGGUUGA
Aspergillus melleus is the source of this 813-nucleotide messenger RNA. RefSeq names its product PaaI family thioesterase. Lineage: Eukaryota; Fungi; Ascomycota; Eurotiomycetes; Eurotiales; Aspergillaceae. The record is from RefSeq and is a predicted model, not a curated record. The transcript has 2 exons. Bases 1 to 813 code for a protein of 270 amino acids.